Aspergillus mulundensis is the source of this 2121-nucleotide messenger RNA. RefSeq names its product ESCRT-0 subunit protein VPS27 (gene vps27). NCBI's taxonomy places the organism in Eukaryota, Fungi, Ascomycota, Eurotiomycetes, Eurotiales, Aspergillaceae. The record is from RefSeq and is a predicted model, not a curated record. The coding region runs from base 1 to 2121 and encodes 706 amino acids. Gene Ontology annotation, molecular function: ubiquitin binding; phosphatidylinositol-3-phosphate binding; metal ion binding. The transcript is spliced from 4 exons. Gene Ontology annotation, cellular component: ESCRT-0 complex. Gene Ontology annotation, biological process: protein targeting to vacuole; protein transport to vacuole involved in ubiquitin-dependent protein catabolic process via the multivesicular body sorting pathway.
AUGGCGGGUUGGUUCUCUUCAGCCUCACCGCUCGAUGAGCAGGUUGAGCGCGCUACCGCAUCUUCACUCGAGGAUAUCGCCCUGAAUCUUGAGAUCUCUGACCUCAUUCGAUCGAAGGGCGUGCAGCCGAAAGAUGCUAUGCGCUCCCUGAAGCGACGACUCGAGAACAAGAACCCCAACAUUCAAAUAGCAACUUUAAAGCUCACGGAUACCUGCGUCAAGAAUGGCGGAACUCAUUUUCUGGCGGAAAUUGCGUCUCGAGAGUUUAUGGAUAACCUUGUCUCGCUCCUUAAAGCGGAAGGCGUCCCGCUGAACUCCAGCGUGAGGGACACGAUGUUAGAGCUUAUACAAGACUGGGCUAUGGCUGCUCAAGGGCGCAUGGACUUGAGCUAUCUCGGGGACACAUACCGAAGGUUGCAAACUGAAGGCUUCCAUUUCCCACCAAAGACCGCGAUUAGUGGAAGUAUGCUGGAAAGCAGUGCGCCCCCGGAAUGGAUCGACUCGGACGUUUGCAUGCGCUGCCGUACACCUUUCAGUUUUAUGAACCGGAAACAUCACUGCAGGAAUUGUGGAAACGUCUUCGACGCGCAGUGUUCUAGCAAGACCCUUCCAUUACCUCAUCUCGGGAUUCUACAGCCUGUCCGUGUCGACGAUGGGUGCUACGCCAAGCUGACCUCGAAGCCGUUCACUCAAGGCGCUUUGGCGGAUCGAUCGGCUUUUAAGAACAACUCAAUCACAAAAUCCAGUGUGAUGGAGCCCCGUGCGGCGAGGGCGGAAUCGGGUUUCGACGAGGACCUGCGCCGAGCUUUGCAGAUGAGUCUAGAAGAGGCUCAAAAUAAGUCGUCGAGCGGAUAUGUGCCGCAGCCCAAGCCCGCCCACGCGCCAGCAAACGCAGGGCCUCAGCCUACUACUGACGAGGAGGAAGACGCGGAUCUCAAAGCCGCGAUAGAGGCAUCUCUCCGUGAUAUGGAACAACAUAAGCAGAACUAUGCUGCAGCCUUGAAGAGCAAUAGCGCGGCUGAGUCCUCGACCUGUGAAGCUCCCGUGGCAGCACCUUUGCCUAAAAACCCGUAUGAACUUAGUCCCGUCGAGGUCGAAAAUAUCCACCUCUUCUCAACGCUCGUUGAUCGACUGCAACAUCAACCACCAGGGACUAUCCUUCGGGAACCUCAGAUUCAGGAACUGUACGAAAGCAUUGGAGCACUGCGGCCAAAGUUGGCGCGCAGCUAUGGUGAAACGAUGAGCAAGCAUGAUACCCUGCUGGACCUUCAUGCCAAGCUGUCCACAGUGGUCAGAUAUUACGACCGCAUGCUGGAAGAUCGACUGUCAAGUGCGUAUUCUCAACAUAAUCUAGGCUAUGGCUCCAUCCCUGGGGGCGCUCAAUACCCCAACAUCUACCCGUCAAUGCCUUCGAACACGGCCGAAGUCAGGCCAGGCGCUGAAAACUUCUACUACGGAAACUCGGGCGUCGAGCAACCAGGGCCCGUCCGCACACCUUACUCGCAGCCACCACGUGAAAACGCCAUGAUGAGUCCCCCAAUGCACCCGCAGCCUCAGCAGCCUUCUCCAAGUCCGCAGUGGAACCCGAACAGCCAACCAAUCGCAUCACCUCAGUCGAACAUCAACGCAUACAACAACACUGCGGCUUACUCAGGCCUUCGAGCACCGUCACAGUUCUACAGUUCUCAAGCAUACCAAGAGCCAGAGAAGCAGUUUCAACAACCUAGACCAGGCGAACCCGAAUCGCCUUACCAGCCAUCUCCAGUAACAGGUCGCGACUCGUACUAUCAGUCCGCAGGCUUACCGUCCAACCCUGCAGAGCAACAAACGCCGGUCGAGCAUGGACAAUCUUCUGGGUACACUCAGCCAGUAGAUUCACGGCCGCCGCAGUCGGACCAGUCUCAACCAACAGAGCCGCCGGCUCACACGUAUUAUCUUCCGCAGCAUCAACAACAGCCUACUCAAGGAGCAGGCUAUCAAGAAUACUCCGCUCAAGGAAAUACCAGCUAUCAAGCACCCUACAGAGGCGACGUUUCUCCCAUCAGUGCGCCCCAGCCCGUACAGUAUCAGCAGCCGGCGGCGCCUCGACCGGCCGUGGAGGAGAGUUUGAUCGAGCUGUAG